Anneissia japonica is the source of this 5319-nucleotide messenger RNA. Its product is annotated as 1-phosphatidylinositol 4,5-bisphosphate phosphodiesterase gamma-1-like. Gene Ontology annotation, molecular function: protein binding; calcium ion binding; phosphatidylinositol-4,5-bisphosphate phospholipase C activity. The record is from RefSeq and is a predicted model, not a curated record. Gene Ontology annotation, biological process: positive regulation of epithelial cell migration; phosphatidylinositol-mediated signaling; phospholipid catabolic process. NCBI's taxonomy places the organism in Eukaryota, Metazoa, Echinodermata, Crinoidea, Comatulida, Comatulidae.
UCCAAAGCAAAGGGGCAUUCUAGGGUUGCGCUUCAUCUAUGGUUGUUUUGGAAGACGGUGGGAAGUCUGUAUUGAGUUUCGUCUUGAAAAUCUGUCCACUGAACAAUGGACGAAAAUAUAUGACGUGAGGUGCGUGGCUGACAUCCUAGCGGACUAACAUAAAACAAGGCUGAUAUUUGUACAUAUAGUGGAGGAACAAUAAUUCCACAUGGCAAGUUUCAACGGUGCAAGCACCGACUCGGUGAUAGUGGUGGAAAACACGGUGAAGUGUUCUCCUAGACUGCUUACCUCAGAGGAGAACAUUCACUACAUAAAGAAAGAGUUUGUAAUGGGGAAAGUAAUGACAAAAUUCUUCCAGAGAAAGAAACCAGAAAAGAGAACCUUUGAGGUAUUGAUGGAGACUAGGCAGCUGAUUUGGCGUCGACAAAUGGGCCGUAUUGAAGGUUUCAUUGAUAUUAGUGAAAUAAAAGAAGUUCGUCCUGGGAAAAAUUCAAGAGACUUUGAAAGGUGGUCAGAAGAGGCACGUAAGAUCGAUCGCAAUUUGUGUUUUGUAAUAUUUUAUGGGUCCGAGUUCAGGCUGAAGAAUAUUUCACUGGCUGCUGCCAAUGCUGAUGAACGUCACUUCUGGAUGACUGGACUUGCCUGGUUGCUAAGUGACACUUUAAAAGCAGGCCACCUACUGUUAAUGGAAAGGUGGCUCUUCAAAGAAUUUUUUGCAAUGGGUAAACAACGAAAUGAAACGAAGUCCAAAACACAACCGAAAAAGAAGUCCAAUACACAACCGAAAAAAGUUUCACUGAAAGAUCUGAAGUCAUUCCUUCCAAAAAUCAACCUAAAAAUGAGCACCAACAAAUUGAAAGAGUGUUUUAAUAAUGUUGAUCACUGGAGGAAAGGUGAGCUUGGCUUUGAGCAGUUUACUGAACUUUAUCACAAUUUGAUUGACCAACCAGAAAUUUCUGAACGUCUCAAUGAUUUAUAUACAGAUGGAGGCUCCAAGUACAAAAAGAAGAUUUCAGGCCGACUUGCUUCCACAGAUGGAGUCUCAACCAAAACAAACAAGAAGAAGCGAGUAACUGUUCCAGAGUUUAUAAAGUUUCUUGCAAUGGAGCAAAAGGAUGCAUUGGCAAAUCAUCCAUCUGAUGUACGCAAACACAUGUGGUCUUUCCUUGACAGUCCGAGCAGGAUGUCGCAAGAUCCAUACUUUACUAUGGGUGAGUUUCUUGACUACUUAUACUCCAACUCUAAUAGCAUAUGGGAUGCACGACAUGACCAAAUCACCGACAACAUGGAUCAACCUAUGUGCCAUUACUGGAUUGCAUCAUCUCACAACACAUAUUUAACAGGAGAUCAAUUCUCAAGUGAGUCUACUUGUGAAGCCUAUGUCAGAUGUCUAAGGAUGGGCUGUAGGUGUUUGGAGUUGGAUUGUUGGGACGGACCUGAUGGGCUACCCAUUGUAUAUCAUGGUCAUACACUCACUACCAAGAUACGUUUCCUGGAUGUACUUAAUGCGAUCAAGGAACAUGCUUGGAUCGUUUCAGACUAUCCACUCAUCCUGUCUGUUGAGAACCAUUGCAGUCUACCACAGCAGAGAAACAUGGCGAGUACAUUCCAAGAGGUGUUUGGAGGUAUCUUAUUGACACAACCCAUUGAUAGAGAUGCCAGUAAACUUCCCUCUCCUAAUCAACUAAAAGGUAAAAUCAUUCUCAAACAUAAGAAGAUUCCAGACAAAGGCACUGAGACAUUUACAGUGCCAGUCAAUAAUGAUGUUGGUGAUCUCGAUCUUAGUAACUCAAUUAAAAAUGGCAUUUUGCUGCUGCAAGAUCCAGGUGAUCAGGAAUGGACACCUCAUUAUUUUGUUCUAACUGAAACCAAGUUGUUCUAUUCUGAAGAACAUGAAUCUCAAGCCCCGCAAGACGAUGAAGAUGAUACUAGCAGUACAUUGGAGACACUUUCCGUUGAUGAGCUGCACUUUUCAGAACCGUGGUUUCAUGGAAAAUUAGACAAGAUUGAAGGAAUGCCACCAAGAGCAGUUGCAGACAAACUUCUGACUGAAUACCAAAAAGGAGAUGGAACAUUUCUUGUACGGGAGAGUGACACCUUUAAGGGAGAUUACUCACUAUCAUUUUGGUAUAGGUCAAAGGUUAACCAUGUACGCAUCAGGAAGACUGUCAACGAACUAUCAACAAAAUAUGUUGUAACUGAGUCUGCGAUGUUUUCAAACCUUUAUGAGCUUGUAAACUUUUAUCGAAAACAAAAUUUGAGGGCCCGUAAUGGUAUGCAGAUAUUACUAACUGAUACGGUUCCACAACUUAAAAGCCAUGAACACGAAGUUUGGUUCCACAAUAACUUAUCAAGACAUGGGGCAGAAGAUAUGUUAAAGCGUAUACAAAAAGACGGUGCUUUCUUAGUACGCAAGCGAAGUGAUAAUGAUUCCUAUGCCAUUUCCUUCAGAGCUGAGGGUAAGAUUAAACAUUGUCGCAUCAAGGCUGAGGGAAGGCUGUUUGUUAUUGGUACUGCCCAGUUUGAAAGUCUCUCGGAACUUGUCUCUUACUAUGAGAAGUACCCCCUCUAUAGGAAGAUGAAACUAAAAUGCCCAGUAAAUGAAGCUGUAGUAGAACGACAUGGACAGGAUGUGGUUGGUGAUGAUCAUAUAUAUGGCACUUCAGAUCUGUAUAUUUCACCAAAUUACAUUGUACCAAAGGUGGUUGUAAAAGCUUUGUAUGAUUACCGGGCUCAAAGACAAGAUGAAUUAACAUUCUGCAAGCAUGCAAUCAUCACAAAUGUAGAUAAACAAGACCAUGGAUGGUGGAAAGGGGAUUAUGGGGGUAAGAAGAAUAUGUGGUUUCCAUCAAACUAUGUGGAAGAAGUUCCCCCAGCUUUAAAUGACAGUGGUCCUGAAUCAGGGUUGCUAGGUGAUCUACAAAAAGGCUCAAUUGAUGUCAGACACUGUUCCUGUGAUGUCAUUGGAGAAGGCAAAGGGAUUCAACCGUUUGUAUUCUCGAUCAUCUCGCCCACUCUGCACCAAACUUUAGAGGUCGCCACACAGUCUCGUGGUGAUCUAGAUGACUGGGUCAACACCAUCCGUAUGGCGACAUUCAAGGCUGGAGAGCGAAGCAGGGACGCAUUGAAACAUGAACGGCGGUUAAGGAUUGCCAAGGAGUUUUCCGAUUUGAUUGUAUACUGCAGAUCUGUGCCAUUCAGGGAGGACACUAUUCCUGGUAAUUACUAUGAGAUGUCAUCAUUUCCCGAGACUAAAGUGGAGCGUUUCCAGUCAACAAAUAAAGCAAAGAUCCUUAAACACGACCCGUUUAGUCGAACAUACCCGAAAGGUCAGCGCAUUGACUCGUCCAACUAUGAGCCAACAUUGAUGUGGAACUGUGGCUGCCAAAUGGUAUCACUCAACUACCAAACACCAGACCGCCCAAUGCAGCUGAAUGAAGGGUUGUUCAGGAUGAAUGGACGAUGUGGCUAUGUCUUGCAGCCUAAUUGUAUGAGAACUGAAAACUACGACCCAAUGGACAGGAAGACACUAGUAGGCGUUGAUGCUAUUCAUUUGACUGUUGAUAUUAUUGGAGGUAGACAUUUAAGAAAGAGUGGACGUGGCCUCAUAAGUCCGUUUAUUGAGCUUGAGAUAGUAGGAGCAGAUUAUGACAGCAGGAAUAAGUUUAAGACAGCAACAGUCGUGGAUAAUGGUUUCAACCCAGUCUUUAAAGAGUCGUGCGAGUUUGACAUUUUGAAUCCUGAAAUUGCAUUCAUUCGCUUUGUGGUUCAGGAUGAGGAUAUGUUUGGUGACCCAAACUUCAUAGGCCAAGCAACAUUUCCACUAAGGGCAAUUAGAACAGGGUACCGAUCAGUUCCACUGAUGAAUGGGUAUAGUGAACCUCUUGAACUCUCAUCGCUUCUUGUUAGGAUUGACAUCAGGGUAAUUGGGGCAAGUGAUGAAGGUGCUAUAUAUGAUUCAAUUUCCGUUCUCCGUGAGCGAACACAAAUAUUGCAAAGAAAUGUGAGUGAACUGUCGUCUGAAGAUGCUCAAUAUAAUAUGCGAUGUAUGGAACUGAGUCGAUGCCAAGAUAAGCUAUUUGAAUUGCAAGAGAUGAGAAGAAAGCAACAAAUUAAGAAGAUACCAAGUAGUACCCCGCCAUCAUGGAUGAGAUAGAUAGAUAAGGUGUGAUAUGCUGAUUCAGAGGACAUGUUUAUUACUUACGAGAUCUUUUUCAUAACACAAAUCGCUCAUUGUAAACUAUGCUGAUGAUUUACCCACCCGAGUGGUUACUCGCAAAGCAUUUGUGCAAGUGUCUCAAGAAUGGAAAAGAUUUUAUAUUUUUGACUAAAAAGAGGGUACAAAGGAAUUAUGGAAGAUGAUUGAUUGGUAGAUCAUUUGAUUAAUAAUUGAUGGAUGGAUUUAACAAAAUUUGAUGUAAUUGGAGGAGAAAAUUAUGCGAGGACUUGAGAAAAUAAAAAAUCAAUCAAACCAGAUAAAAUACUGAAUUUUAUAGCAUUCAUAUCUGUAUUGUAAUUGCAGGAGAUUUUUUGUGAGAUGAAUCACACCAGUUUUACACAUAUCAGAAAUCAAAAUGCAAUAACAGCUCUUGUAUUCUCUUUAUUGUAUUUAAUCAGAGAAUUUACACAGGCUAGCUAUAAUUUUAAAAAUCAUUCUCUAAGUAUUGAAUGUUGAAUUUAUUAAUUUAAUUCCAUUAAAGCAUGUUGCUACUCUUCAUUUUAGACUGAUGACAAUUUUUACAAAAUAAAAACAGAGUGUGUAGUGUAGGACAAUCUAACAAUGUUUCCCUUUUUUUACUGGUUUCUUGUUUGAAGUGAUUCAAGAACCAUAAUAUAAAAUAAUUUAAUAGGUCAAUAAUUGUUUUUUAAUUGCUCGAAACCUAAUACUAAUGAAAUUCUUUGUACCAAAGAAAUUAGUUUAAACUUUACUUAACAGAACAACUUGCUUAAACGUGUGACCCAAAAGGUAGUUGUUUAGUCUUCAGAUUUUCUAAUUCUGCAAGUUAUUUAUAAUUUUUUUUUUUAAGAUCAAAUUAUUUUUUUAAAGAGAGUUAAUACAAAUUAAUUAUAUGAAAGACAUAUUAUAUAACUCAUUUAAUAGAAAUAGCAUUGAAAACAGCAUUUUGAGUUGAAUUAAGGAUAAAUAUAAUUGUAUGGAUGAAGAUGUAAAGACUGUCACAUUGAGGGUAAUAUAAAUUAUAAAGUAUUUUAAAUCAGGACCUCAUGGUGACCCCACUUACUGGUAUACAUAUCAAUAUUUCCAGGGAAUAGGAAAGAGAUUGAUUAAGGGAAGUAAAUUACAAAGGAUGGGAAUAAUAG